UAGCUCUCAGAUUCUCACAUUGAUCCCUUACUCUGCAGAUUUAAGGUAUUAAUUUUCACCCUCCAUUUUUCUUUUUGGUUUUGAACCCUUCUCUAAUUCGGGUUCCUAAAAAAAGCAUUUUGGAGAUGAUUCAACUACUUUCCAUGGUGAUAUUAUCGGAGAUGGCGGUGAUCACGGUAUUGUCAUUCAAGACCCCGUUUAGGAAGUUGGUGAUAAUGGGUCUGGAUCUGGUCAAGCGGGGACGUGGCCCGGUGGUGGUUAAGACGGUGGCAGGAACGGUGUUCGUUGUGAUGAUGUCGAGUCUAUACAGCAUCCAGAAGCGUUGGGCCGAUGAUGGAGUGACUAAUCCAACGGACCAGAUUCUCAUGGUUACGAGCCUCCUCGAAGCUACUCUCAUGGGGGGCACACUUUUCCUUGCACUAAUGAUAGAUAGAUUACACCAUUAUAUCAAAGAACUCCGGAUAAGGAGGAAGAGCAUGGAUGCUCUCAGGAAACAAGUUGAUUUGGACAAAGUUAAAGCCUUGGAGGAGGAAGUAACCACUCUGCGUGGAGAACUUAAGCAGGCAGAGUCCGAUAUCGAGACAAAGACUAAACAGAUCAGUGCUGCAAAAGUUAAUUCAGUUGCUUUGAGGAAACAAUCUGAAGGUUUGCUUCUCGAGUACGAUCGAUUGCUCGAGGAGAAUGAAAGCCUCCGGAGCCAGUUGAAAUCUUUGGACCAGAAAUUGUCGCGUUUAGAUAGUAAAAAGAAUAUGUAAGGAGCUCAGCAUCUCUUGCUAAUUGUGCUUUCGAUUCCAUUAUCGAUUUUCAGUAUAGUUUCGGGAGUUCUCUGAUGGAAUUGUUGGUUGCUGUUUACUU
Hibiscus syriacus is the source of this 855-nucleotide messenger RNA. RefSeq lists its product as uncharacterized. Gene Ontology annotation, cellular component: endoplasmic reticulum; endoplasmic reticulum membrane. Gene Ontology annotation, biological process: endoplasmic reticulum to Golgi vesicle-mediated transport; intracellular protein transport. The record is from RefSeq and is a predicted model, not a curated record. Lineage: Eukaryota; Viridiplantae; Streptophyta; Magnoliopsida; Malvales; Malvaceae. The transcript is spliced from 2 exons. The coding region runs from base 126 to 755 and encodes 209 amino acids.